Ziziphus jujuba (common jujube) is the source of this 1793-nucleotide messenger RNA. RefSeq names its product protein SOSEKI 2. NCBI's taxonomy places the organism in Eukaryota, Viridiplantae, Streptophyta, Magnoliopsida, Rosales, Rhamnaceae. Bases 168 to 1433 code for a protein of 421 amino acids. The record is from RefSeq and is a predicted model, not a curated record. The transcript is spliced from 6 exons.
CCCCCCACCACACAGAGUCUACCUAAACACGUACUCCAAAGCAUCCAAAGUCGAUCAUUAUCAUUCAGUAUCCAACGCCUUUCAAGUUGUCAAAAUUUUCAACCACAACAAGAACAAGAGAAAUUCGAAAACAGAGCACAAGAUAGAAAAACAAAGAAUAUCUGAAAAUGGAAGUUCGUUCGAGAAGACAAAGAGAAACCAGCCCAGAUAGAGCCAAAGUUUGCAUGAGACCCACAGUCAAACCCAUCAAGAAAGUCCAAGUUGUUUACUAUCUUUCAAGAAAUGGCCAUCUUGAGCAUCCUCAUUACAUGGAGGUCACCCAUUUGCCCAAUCAACCUCUUCGUUUAAGAGAUGUAAUGGACCGGCUAACGACUCUCAGAGGCAAAGGCAUGCCAGCACUGUACUCUUGGUCUUGCAAAAGAAGCUACAAAAAUGGCUAUGUGUGGAAUGACUUAGCUGAGAACGAUGUAAUAUAUCCAGCGGAAGGAUUAGAGUAUGUGCUUAAAGGAUCAGAACUCGUUGAAGGCUGUUCUGAGAGAUUGCAACAGCUUCAAUUAGGCAACAGACAACAAGUUCAGGACCACCUAAAUUUCCAAUCAAGACAGAAAGCUCUGGCUCCGAGCCGACAGAGAGAAAACGAAGAAGCUGCAGAGAACACCAAGUACGAAGACCAAGCUGAUUAUGAUGAAGAAGAGGAAGAGUACGAAGACGAAGAGAAAACAAGCUAUACCAGUUCAACCACACCUCACUCUCGCUGCUCCAGAGGGGUUUCCACAGAUGAACUCGAAGAAGACAAUGCUCCAACUCAGAAAAACCCCUCCGAGUCCACUCUGAGUGGUAUGCAUUCGUCAUCAAUCAUGGUCUGCAACAAGUCGAAACAGAACAAUAAUGUCUCUAAACGGUUCGAAGAUGGAGACCCAGUUGAGAUAUCCGAGUCGGCACCAAGCCGGAACUCGGUGCUUCUCCAACUGAUUGCAUGUGGUAGUUCAGCAGUGGCAAAAGCAACGAAGAACUCGGCGUGUGUGAAGCAACCGGUGUAUAACGGCAGCAGCAGCAGUAGUAAUAAUUGCAGGGCAGUGAAAAGGAGUAGCAGUGAGAGUUUUCAUAGAGGCGUUGUGUGCAGGAGAGCAAUGAAGGUUGCAGAAGAGGAGGAAAUGAUAAACUACAUGUCGGAGAAUCCAAGGUUUGGGAAUCUACAGGCAGAGGAAAAGGAGUACUUCAGUGGGAGUAUUUUGGAGUCCAUGAAAGAGGAUAGAGUUGCAGAACAACCUGUGCUCAAGAAGUCCAACUCAUACAAUGAAGAAAGGAGCACUAAAGCUAGGCUUGGAGAAGAAACAGUGGAGGAAGAGGAAAAGAAAGAGAAGGCAGCAUUGAGAGGAAAAUGCAUGCCUCGAAAGAAAUUCUCUGGUUCGUCCAAACAGCCCAAGAAAUGAUGUAUGAUAUUAAUGAACCAUAAAAAUUUGAUGGGGUUGGUGAAUCUUGUAAUUAUAAAGUAGUAGGUUAAGAGAGGUUUAGGCUAUAAUUUGAGCUUGGAAGGACUUUGAAAAGUGGGAAAGUAAAAUGGUAAAGAGAAGGGUAAAAUCUUGAAGGUGAUUCCUUGUGUCCAGUGGUUUGGUUGCAGAACAUCAUACACUCAACUGUUUGUCUUCGAGUACUUUAAUGAGAUGCUGAUAUUGUCAUUAUUAAACAUUUAUUAACAUCAGAUUGUUGAUCACAUGCAAUCCAACCUUUUUUAUCUUCUGUAACUUGCAUUAAGUCAAACACUAUAAUAUUAUAGAAAUUUAUUUGUAUUA